Messenger RNA from Phytophthora sojae, 1095 nucleotides. RefSeq lists its product as hypothetical. The transcript has 3 exons. The record is from RefSeq and is a predicted model, not a curated record. Gene Ontology annotation, cellular component: CAAX-protein geranylgeranyltransferase complex. The coding region runs from base 1 to 1095 and encodes 364 amino acids. Gene Ontology annotation, biological process: protein geranylgeranylation. Gene Ontology annotation, molecular function: CAAX-protein geranylgeranyltransferase activity. Lineage: Eukaryota; Oomycota; Peronosporomycetes; Peronosporales; Peronosporaceae.
AUGGCGACGCCGCAGUUCGACCGCGAGCUGCACGCGCGCUACUUCCUCAAGAACCUGCGGUCGCUGCCGGCGCCGUACGCGUCGCAGGACUCGCAGCGCGUGGUGCUGGCCUUCUUCUGCGUGCACGGGCUGGCGCUGCUGGGGGAGCUGGAGCGCCUGGACAAGCGCCAGAUCGUGGACUGGGUGCUCAGUCUGCAGGUGCCGCCCGACUGCCACGACGCGAGCCUCAACGCGGGCGACUGCGGCUUCCGAGGCGGCACCUUCAUGGGGAACGCGUUCGGCUGCCCGCCCGCCGAGUACCAGAGCGAGAUCUACGACUCGAGCAGCAUCGCGUCCACGUACGCGGCGCUCUGCAUCCUGCGCACGCUCGGGGACGACCUCAGUCGCGUGAACAAGGCGGCCAUCACCAGCUCCCUCAAGCACCUGCAGAACAAGAAGACGGGGUGCUUCUCGUCCGUGAACGUAGGCUCGGAGGAGGACAUGCGCUUCGUCUACUGCGCGUGCGCGAUCUCGUACGUCCUGGACGACUGGUCGGGCGUUGAUCUGGCGGCGAUGGUGCGCUUCGUCAACUCGUGUCUGCUGCUUGGCUGGCAGAACUACGAUGGAGGCAUCGGCCUCAGCCCUGGCGCUGAAUCGCACGGAGGAGCGAUGUUUACAGCCAUCGCGUCGCUGUUCCUGUCCGGACGGAUGAUGCAGCUCAACUGCGAGCAGUCGGAGCUGGUGCGAUGGCUGGUCUUCCGACAGCAGGGCGGCUUCCAGGGCCGCUGCAACAAGAGCCCGGACUCGUGCUACGCGUUCUGGAACGGAGCGACGCUCGACCUGCUAGGCAAGCACUCGCUAGUGGACAUCCCCAGCUGCAAGCAGUUCAUCUACACGUGCCAGUUCCCCUUCGGCGGGCUGUGCAAGUAUCCCGACACAGUCCCCGAUGUGAUGCACUCGUACCUGAGUCUGGCAUGGCUGAGCAUUGCGUCAAAUUCAGCCGCCAACACGGAGGAGGGCGACAAGCUCCCCAAGCUCGCACCGCUGGACACGAAGCUGCAGGUUCCGUUCUUCCCCAAGCUGCCUGGCAAUACGAGAAAGCGAGAUAGCGUGUAA